This is a messenger RNA of Panicum virgatum (switchgrass), 1119 nucleotides long. RefSeq lists its product as uncharacterized. The transcript has 2 exons. The coding region runs from base 498 to 944 and encodes 148 amino acids. NCBI's taxonomy places the organism in Eukaryota, Viridiplantae, Streptophyta, Magnoliopsida, Poales, Poaceae. The record is from RefSeq and is a predicted model, not a curated record.
AACCAGUGUGGAUGAGAUCUGGCAAGCAAAGGCCCUGGUCCAUGGAGCACCAAGCAAAACUCUGCACCCACCACAUGCAACAAAGCCACCAAAUCUGCACAUUGCAAUUCCAUCUGUCCCUCUUUUCCCCAACAGCACAUCAUUGGUGCCCAAAGGCGUGCAAACAAAAAAAAAUACAGGUUCCAUUCCAAAAUCAGCAACCUUUAUUGGGAUUUAGGUCCCAUUAGGACCUAAACCAUCCCUACUAUUCCUAAUCUCACAUGUAACCUAAGGGUGAGUAAUAAGAACAAAAGAACAGCCCCGAUCAAAUAGUUUUGCUGGUCUUUUCAGAAUGUCUGCCGUCCAAAAAAGCCCAACUGAAUCAGGUGCCAUCUUGCCAAAUAAGUUGGUGGCCUUAUCUUUACCAGCAGCUUCUUUGCAGGAGUUAUAAGAGGGGUCUUCGGAGACGCUCCACAUCAGAGCUGAAUUGUUGCUUCUGGUGAACAGUCCAUCACAAGAUGAAGAAAGGCAUCCUUGCACUGUCUCUCCUCUUCCUCCUCACCCUUGCCUCCCAGUGUUCAUGGUGUGCAGCUGAGGGAAGCGCCAGACUAUCCGCAGGGCAUCGUCUCAGGCCUCAUCUCCAGAUACAAGAAGAAUUGCAUGGAAAGAAGGACCUGGAGAUCCAGAGCCCCAGCAGGAGGCCUGGGUUUGGGCACGAGGCGAGCACGGUGGAGAUGAAGCAUCACAGGAGGAUGGUCACCGGGCACAAGGGCGGCAGCAUGGGUGGAGGAGCCGGCGCCGGCGGCGCCGCCGCGGGCGCGGGUGGCCGGACCGUGGGCGGCGGGGGCGCCGUGACGAGGCCGCACAACAACAAGAACGGCGCGGCGGCGCUGCCGGUGCCGGUGGCGUCCGUCCUGGCGCUGGCUCUCGGCUGCGGCGUUGCUCUUUCAGCCUUCAGCUUCUGAAGCUAUUUGCUGUCUAUAGAGCUGAUAUCAGUAUCUGUGAGUUCACAUUAGUGGUGUGCUAAUUUCUCGAUUUGUUUGUUAUUACAGUGUGUAAUGUGCAACGGAGUAUCUGUCAGUAUACUUCACAAAAGUGUUCAGGACCGUUCGUCAUGUCCACUUGAUUCUUCUGAUUUCA